This is a messenger RNA of Opisthorchis viverrini, 573 nucleotides long. RefSeq lists its product as hypothetical. The record is from RefSeq and is a predicted model, not a curated record. Bases 1 to 573 code for a protein of 190 amino acids. NCBI's taxonomy places the organism in Eukaryota, Metazoa, Platyhelminthes, Trematoda, Opisthorchiida, Opisthorchiidae. The transcript is spliced from 5 exons.
AUGUUCCUCAGUCCCAAUCUACUGGGAGUCUUGGGUGUAUUUCGUCCAACCGCAAUCAAUAUUGUAGCCGGGAAUUGUUUCAAUAAAUUGUCCCACGAUGUUAUCGGACAUCAAGAUCGGUUCACCAUUUUCUCGAAAACAUCCGGGUUGAUCCGGUUCCUUGGAAUCACCGCUGGUUUGACCGACAAAAUACCAACCCUGUCACAGGGGACUGAGCAGUUUCUCACAGUUCUGGCCACAUUGCCCUCCACUCAGACAAUUAUGCUGAGGCUCGGGCAACCUGGCAGUAUCCCAGCCCUCGUGCUUCCUCCGGGUGGCAUGGCAGCUAGGCACCGAAAAGGUGUUACAGCUGAACGAUUUCGAUUCGAGGUUUGGGCAACCUGGCAGUAUCCCAGCCCUCGUGCCUCCUUCGGGUGGCAUGGCAGGCGCCAAAAAGGUGCUGCAGCUGAUCAAUUUUUCUUCACUUUAGAAACGCUAACCACCAUCAAGGCAAUAUUGGCCCAUAUAUCCAGCCAUAAUCAUAACCAGAAAAAACGAAACUGUCGGAAGCUUCAUUUUCUGACCACCACAUGA